AUGGAUCUUCAGCCGCCGUCGGUCCUGGCUCAACUGCCUCGGCCGCUACAUGCGUCUACCGGCAAGACUCGCAUCGGUGAAGUCUUUCGUCUCGCCGAUUCCAAGAAGCGCAAGCGAUACGAAGUUGCCGUUGCAGUCGACGGAGAAGCCGUGAAUAUAUACAACAUCCAAACCCCCAAGUUGGUCACGUCCUAUGCCGUUCCGCCGAAAUCCUCCUUCACCUGCCAGCCCUGCUCGGUGCGCAGAAAGCUCUCGAACAAGUCAACCGUGAAAAGGCAGACUUAUGUCGCCAUCAAUCCCCAGCGGGAGAUCAAGUCCUUCGUUGAGGAACACGGUGGAAGUGGCUCGAGCGCUCCCGUCAUUACGUCCUCCUCUUUCUCCGCGAAAGACUCGGACAGCCCAGCGAUCUUCGUCGGCAUCCUUCCCACUGUCGUCGAUGAAGAGGAAGAGAAGGACCCGUUCGACAUUCUGACGGUGCACAAAGACGGACGUGUGCGUCGUCUGAGUGCUGGUCUGGAUGCUCAGCGCUGGAGUCUGCACCACAGCGAACUUGCAAAGCUUUCCUCCACCCAGGAAAUCCGCUCGUGCUUCCUUGUUGAAUUCGAGGAGGCUCGGAAGACGUUGUUCAAGAAAAGACAGGACCUCGCGGCCCUAGCACAAGCCGACAUCACAGACUCAGGGGUGGAUCACACAUCUGUACUCCUACUUGUCUCACAACCGCACAACUCGGAGCGCUUUGGUCUGAACGAGGUCAAAGUGCACAUGUUCUCCGUGCCUGGUACUGUCCCUGCGGGCGGAUUGACUCUGGACGAAAGUCAGAAAAUGAGACAUCUGCUUACUGUCAACCUCCCCAACAUUGAAGGACACGAUCAGUUUGAGCGCGAUCGCUUGCAGUGGGACUUCCACUCUGGGUCGGCCGGACUGAACCUGUCGUUCGAGCGGGGAUUCAUCAACGUCGAUCUCUCUCAAUACACACCCACGGUCACCUCGCGGUUCAUCCUUGACAACGAAGAAUUCUCCUCCGUCCUGCGCGUCUCUCCACAGUCCGUCGUUGGUGCGGGCAAGUCCACUAUCGCGGUGUUCGACACCCAGUACAACUCCGUCCAGCGCAGCAUCCCUAUCAGCAACAUCCCCGCCAGCACCGACACCCGUACGGCGCCUACCACUUUCAUCGGGUACUUCGCGAAGCUUGGCCUCGCUGUCGCUAUCCGCGGCAACACGCUGAUUGCGUUUGAUCUGAGCUCCUCGCGCACCCCGCUGGGCUCCUCGCUCAAGCGAUCCCGCGACGGCCUCCUCAUCGACGCCAUUGGUCGCGGCAUCGGCGCAUCGGCGCAGUGGGAUCCGUCAUCGAAGAAGCCGCGCAUGGAAUCUCUUGGCCUCACCCCGGAGCAAUCGAGCCAGUGGAACGACUUUUCUCGCACCCUUCAGGAGGCCUCGCAGGCGAAGGACACCGCGGCCUUCGACCGCGCCGUGCAGAAAUACUUCAGCGCCGGUUCGUCGAACGGCCUGGCCCCGCGCUCCCACUACGUCAACCCCGAACUCACACUGUUCCUCCUCUCCUUCAUCUUCACCCUGCACGACUCCCCGCCCGCCGACCACCCCUUCGCCAGCCUCGCUCGCACUCCCACCGCCCAUCUGUCCGUCGGCUUUUGGCCCGAAGCCACUUGCCAGUGGCUCAUUGACCGGGGCCACCUCUCGCGCGACAAUGUCGAGACCGCCGUGCGGCGCGCAAUCAAACCGCGCAUCCUCCCGGGUCUGCCGCCCGACGCCUUGGUGCAGGCCCUGAUCGACUCAGACCCGACCUACCUGCGUCUCGUCGCCGUCCUGCAGGGCCCCGUUCUCCUGUCCCCCGACGAUCUCGCCUCCGCACUGAAGACCCUCCUCAACGCCGCGCGCACCCAGUCCGUCCUGUACGACUCCGACCUCUCCGACGCCGCCUCCAACUCCUCCUUCUCCUCGCCCGCCACCCUGCAAACUAUCUUCCUCGGCCUCAACACCUCCCUGCAGAAGCUGCACGCCUACCCGGCCGCCGUCCGCACCGCCAGCCUACGCGCCGCCCUGCACCGCCUCGACAUCGUCGGCCUCAUUCAUCACCUGCGCCUCUCCCUCGCCACCGGCGGCUACACCUCACGCUUCACCGAGACCCCACCCACCGCGCCGACCCCGUUUCAGACCAACCCGUCGCUGUCGCUGGACGUCAUCGCCGACUGCCUCAACGCCGCCGUUGACGCCGUCGGCCCCUCCGGCUGGAUCGCCGCCGCCGCCCCGACCGCCGUCGAGGACGGCCUGAGCGUGCCCAGCGCCGAGCGCGAGCUGAUCACCGACCUGCAGGCCGAGAUCUCCGCCGCGCUAGCCGGCGUCGAGGAGGCGGCGUAUCUGCGCGGCGUGCUCCGCGAGUAUCUCCGCUACACGGAGAGCGUGCAGCAAUCGAUGGCGCGCAGCAAGUCGGUUGCCGCGCGAGCAGAGAAGGUGGAUGACGGCGCGGGCUCCACCCCCCUCGUGCGCCACGAGAAGCUGAACGGUGCGGAUCUGUUGGUGUUUGGCGCGGUGGACGCCGCGGACGGCGACGAGGCCGAUGCCACCGGCAGGAUGUUGCCGCUGUCGCUCAAGGCGCCGGCCACCGACGUCAGCAAGACCAAGGUGAAGAAGUCGACCGGCGAGGUCAAGACGCGGAGUAGUCGAGAGAUUGGUUAUCUGCGGCGCAAGGCCGCUGGGAAGUACUCGUUCGAGAGACUGAUUGUGUAA
Aspergillus terreus NIH2624 is the source of this 2745-nucleotide messenger RNA. RefSeq lists its product as uncharacterized. The transcript is spliced from 2 exons. Bases 1 to 2745 code for a protein of 914 amino acids. The record is from RefSeq and is a predicted model, not a curated record. NCBI's taxonomy places the organism in Eukaryota, Fungi, Ascomycota, Eurotiomycetes, Eurotiales, Aspergillaceae.